GGUCAGUCUUCGAUCUUCCUCACAGCAGAUCCAAAUGUCGAAAUCCUCGAAAAGGAAGCAAAAAGAAAACCAAAAAUCUGGUGCUGCUGCUAUGAUCCGGCACGAAUUACAGUGUUCCACUUAAACAGCGAGGCUUCGCUGAUUCACAGCGCAGCAUUAUGACACACGACGCGGCGACAGACGAACAAACGAUGAAGCAGAAGAAAGACGACAUUGAUUGGCCUCCUCCUGCUCGCACCUUUUCUUCUUCCAGUGGGAGAUGAUGCUUACAGGUACCAAAAAAUCGCUCUCUUUUUUUCGCUCUCAUUGCUCAAGCCAAACUUUUUUUCCCACCACCACCGCCUAUAAACUCUAAAGUGUGUUUGGUGUGAUAGAGAGGAGCUUUUAGAUUAUUGUCCUUGAUCGCGACCAUCAUCCAGUCUCUGUGAAAAAACAAAGAGAAAGGCUCGCCAACGCCAUAGCCAGAAAGCUGUCACGCACAUACACACACAGAGUGUGCGCGCUGCUACAUUACACUACACUCCAACAGUCAAACAGAGCCGCGAAUAUCCCGUGCCGAGAGAAGAAAUAUACCCCUCGCCGUACACGUGUCACGCACCGGGCUCCACCUAACACCCCCGUUGCCUUCCGCGCAGCUUCGCCAGACCGACGGAAUAUCCGCUGGCCGCCCGGAUAUCCCGACGGCGCGGGGCCCGCGCGGUGGCCGCGCGGGCGGCCACCGCGGUAGCAGUUCCACCAUAUCUGGUGGCGUGUGAAGGGUGAGGUGUGCCCUCCCCGCGCGGUGUGCGUGUGUGGGUCUUAUCCCUUGUGUGUGGUGUGGGGAUUUCCAUGAGUCUAUGAUCGAAUACCAUGGAUGUGUCAUCCAUCCAUCCAUAGCACCCCCAUUCACCAUUCUUGUAGGGAGGCUACCACUAUAGUUACUACUACUGGCCCUGGCGCUGGCCCUUAAAAAUUGGGCGCUUUUUAUGUGGUGCUGUGGUGCCAUGUAUGUAUGUGCUGCAACGCCGCGGGAGCGGGCGUGACACAUUGUCUUAUGGAAUGGCGGACAAGGACACCCACCCCCACCACUAUCCCUCCUCCUCUUCUCCACCGCCUCCUCCUCCUCCUCCGCCGCCACAUUCUUUGCCCUCAUCGUCUGGCGCGGCGCCUUGCUCCUCCUCCGCCACCGCCGCCGCCGCCUCCCAGCGCCACCAGCGCCUCCUCCAGGGCACGAAUCUCAAGCAGCAGCAGCACAGCGCCGCGGAUCUACGGCGAAAUCCCGGUGUGAAGCACGGCGUUGCGAAUCACAAGCCCGGCGGGGUGAAUCUGCGGCAGACGCAACAGGUUCUUGUCAAUCACAGGCAGGAUCUUGCGCGGCCCGAGCAUAAUCUCGCGAAGAAGCCAGCGGCUGGGCAGGUUCUCGCGCGGCACGAGCAUAAUCUCGCGAAGCAGCCAGCGGCUGGGCAGAAUCUCCCGCGGCACGAGCACAAUCUCGCGAGGCAGCCAGCGGCUGGGCAGAAUAUUGCGAAUCACAAGCACGGGGCCGGGAAUCACCACGGCAAGCUGCCAAAGAAGCCGUCCUCGUCGAUCCAGCAGCCGAUCGAGGCUAAGAAGGUCCCGGCGCCGGUUUCUAGCACAAAGCCCGUCACCAAGCCCCGAUCUUCGCGUGACGAUGAGGCAUCCGCGCUCUCUCCCAAGAAGAAGCAGCUCAAGCUCAUUCUUAAGCUCCGGAAGCCUCAGCAGGACGGCCCCGAGCUCCCACCGCCCCCCCAGGGCGUGAGAUCUAAGGCCCCGGCCUCGAAUGGCGUCGCGUCUACAGGUCUAGGGUCUGGAUCUAGCGGGCUCUCCUCGCCGUCAGGGGUUACGAGGUCGAGGCAUCCAGAGGCUAGAUCGAAUGGCACGGCGGCAGCAGCCACAGCAGCUGGAGGGUCCGUGGAGCAUCGCCAAAGAACACCAGCAGCCGUUACUACUACCACUACCACUACCAGUGCCAGUGCUAGCGAGUCCAUGGAAGACGAGGGCUUGCAACAGCAUUCUUCUAGGAAACGAAAGUUUAGGGACGCCCCCGAGGGCACAGGCGAGGAGGAGAAGGUCGCAGCCUCCACAGCCGAUGCCGAAGAUGGUUCCAAGCGGAGAAUGAAGCAACAGGAGAAAGAUGUGAGAUUUGUUCCAACACCGACUUCCGGACUGCUUGAGAAUGGUUCUCCUCCACACAGGGUCCUUGAAGAGCUUCUGGAGAGAUUCCAAAAGAAAGAUACAUACGGAGUUUUUGCUGAGCCAGUUGAUCCUGAAGAGAUACCAGAUUACCUGGACAUCAUCAAGGAGCCCAUGGAUUUCAGUACGAUAAAAAAGAAACUCUCCAAGGGAGCAUACGGAUCCAUUGAGCUUUUUGAGAGGGAUGUUAAUUUAAUUUGCAGCAACGCUAUGAAAUACAACGCUCCGAGAACAAUUUAUUACAAACAGGCCAAAGCUAUCAAGGACAUCGCCCGAAAAGCUUUUGAUGUCUUGAAAGGUCGGCUCAACGGUCAACGCAAGGGCCCUGGGAAACAAUCCAAACUAAAGCGGUGUACAACCAGAAGGUUUUCUGAACAACAAGGCUCAGAUGUAACGCCCGGGGCUGGCUUAGCGGAUGGAAAGAAGGCAUCGACCAUUGACCGGGUGGCUGAUUUAUCUCACAAGUCAAAUUCUCCAUUUCAAAGUUCUGCAAACGAUUUCGAAUUUCCGGAAGGUUCUUUAUCAAAAGCUGCCUCUCUCAAGGACGGACGCCGACUGCUUACUGUCGAUGAGAAUCGUCGUCACACUUACCGUCCUCCCGAGCCUUUUGAGGACGCUGUUGUCGCACAAAUUGUUCCGUCUGGAGUUCAAUAUGGUGGCUCGUAUGCUCAAAGCCUCGCCUUGUUCGGUGCAAACUUCAAGCGUCCGGCCUGGGACUUUGUUGCAAGGAAGAUUCGUAAGGUUUUGGCUCCAAAUGUUCCGUUUGGUCCCGGUUGGGUUGGAGAGCAUGAGAAGUCUUCACGACCUGACUGCAUACGAACCGAGCCCGCCGCACAACAGAUUCUUCCAAGGGACGAGGCCAAGGACUCAUCACAGCAACCUCCUGCGAUUGAAGUACCAUCCAGCACGGCAACUACUUCUGCCGGUGCUCCUGCGGCGCCUGUACAGCUUCCAUUCAGGCCGACUGUCUCGAAAGUUUUCGACGUACAACAGCAGCACCAGCACCAGCACCAGCACCAGCAGCACCAUCACCAGCACAGGAACGGGGUUCAAAACUACAGGAACGUCGAGGCAGUGGCCCAGCAGCAGCAGCAACAGCAGCAGCCACAGCAGCAGCAGCAGCAGCAGAUAAAGAAGCCGCCCGCGAGGUUUCCUCCUCCGCUCCAAAGAGAUCAUCCAGGCGGUAGUGCAGCAGCUGAGAACCAAGCCGAGGCAAGCAGGUAUCCAGCUCCAGCACCUCCUAAGUUUGGUCCAAACGGUAGCGUAGGAUUUUCAGGCAUGGACGCGUCGAGGGGCGCGUGGUCGCUGCAGAAAGCCUUGGGGGUCCAGGAAUCAGGCGCAAGAGACAAGAGCAGCAGCAGUGGCGGUGGUUUGCCGCGAGUGUUUGGACAGGAGCAUGCGAAUCCAGGCCGGUCCAACGCCGAACCAGCGGCGGCGGCAUCCGUUCCGUCCACCAUGGCGUUCCAUGGCUUGUCGGCGUACGGUAACAGCAGCGGCAACGCCACGAGCGCCGGGGGCCCGUUGUUUGGAAUGCCGGGGCUCGGCGGCCAAGGCAUGAUGGCGAAACAAUCUGCUACCGCAACACCACCACAACAACCGCAACCGCAACAACACCACCACCAGCAACAGCAACUGAGGCCGGACAUGAACGCGAGCAGUGCCGAUUUUUUUAGGCAGCAAAGCCAUGACUUCCACCUCAAGGAGCAGCAGCAGCAGCAGCAGCAGAUGGGGGUGUACAACGCGAUCUCGCAGUCCUUGUUGCAGCCUUGGAAGUCUCACAGGUUUCAACCGCAGCAGCAGCAGCAGCUUCACCACCUUCACCAGCAACAACAGCAACAACAGCAUCAUCAGCAGCAACACCAACACCAUCACAAUCAACUGCAGCUGAGACCGCUUCCUCCGGAUUUGAACGUUCGCCUCCAGUCUCCGAAGUCCCCACAGCACCAGGCUCAAUCCCAACUCUUGCUGAACUUACAGCAGCAGCAGCAGCAGCAUCAACAUCAGCAGCAACAGCAGCAGCAGCAACACCAGCAGCCAGAUUUGGCUUUACAACUGUAAUCUGAGGGUUCCUCCUCUCCUCCUUUUUUUUCUUGUCAUAUUGUACGGUCCUGUAUAUAGACCAAUCCGCCGUUUUGUCCUCCUGGAAAACGCAAAGAUGAUGUCUUAGUGUA
Messenger RNA from Selaginella moellendorffii, 4364 nucleotides. RefSeq lists its product as uncharacterized. Bases 988 to 4251 code for a protein of 1087 amino acids. Gene Ontology annotation, molecular function: protein binding. The transcript is spliced from 11 exons. The record is from RefSeq and is a predicted model, not a curated record. NCBI's taxonomy places the organism in Eukaryota, Viridiplantae, Streptophyta, Lycopodiopsida, Selaginellales, Selaginellaceae.